AUGAGGUCCGGUUCAGCCGCCGACCGUCCGCCACUCGUGGCGAACGCUGUGGUCUCCCUCGAGAACCGGAAUCGGGACAUUCCCUCCCUCAAUAAUCUUCUGUCACCAUGGCCCGAAGGAGCAUUCAACGGAGCACACUUCACCUGCAGACUAGCACGCAAACAAGGCACUAAAACCCCAUCUGACACCCCUGUAAAACUACUUGUCAUCAAAGGCAUCAACAUCAACAUCACAGAAGCACAAGUGAAAGACGAACUGGAAAACCAAGCUGCAUCCACCUUCAGCCACACCCUCAUCAUGGGAGACUUCAAUGCCAAACAUGUCGACUUCUACUGCAACAAAACAAACACAAGUGGCAGAGUACUCAAACAGAUCCUCAAUGACACCAACUUAACAAUCAUCAACACAAACGAACGCACUUACAUAUCUCCACUAACUGGCAACACAGACAUCCGUGAUAACAUCCAGGGCAUCACCAAGCCCGCUAUCCGCCGUCUGGCUCGCCGCGGUGGAGUCAAGCGUAUCUCCGGUCUGAUCUACAAGGAGACCCGCGGUGUGUUGAAGGUCUUCCUGGAGAACGUCAUCUGUGAUGCCUUCACCUACACCGAGCACGCCAAGAGGAAGACGGUGACCGCCAUGGAUGUGGUGUACGCUCUCAAGAGGCAUGGCCGCACCCUGUACGGCUUCGGAGGUUAA
Centropristis striata (black sea bass) is the source of this 696-nucleotide messenger RNA. RefSeq lists its product as uncharacterized. NCBI's taxonomy places the organism in Eukaryota, Metazoa, Chordata, Actinopteri, Perciformes, Serranidae. The transcript is spliced from 4 exons. The record is from RefSeq and is a predicted model, not a curated record. Gene Ontology annotation, biological process: nucleosome assembly. The coding region runs from base 1 to 696 and encodes 231 amino acids. Gene Ontology annotation, molecular function: DNA binding; structural constituent of chromatin; protein heterodimerization activity.